GUCUGGCACACAGCCACUUAACUCAGACAACACCUCCCCAAAGUCUCGGACUUGUAAUCUGUGUUCGCUGCAAAUAGACAAUCUAAAAUCAUAGUGACAUAGUCUAGCAAUCUAUGUAUACGAAGUCAACAAACCACCUCGACGAUUCCGAGCGGUCGAUACCUUAUCCCGGCUAUUUUUGGACGGUGUCUUAUCCAUGGUGGAGACAGAAACGACUAAGGCAGCAGCGGCAAGCCGAGGCGGGUUAGUCUGGUCUGUCUGCAGGCGGGUGUACUGUACACUAUACGGAGUAGACAAACCGCGGGUUCGUGGACGCUUGCUUGCUACGUAUCAGUUAACCACUACGUACGUGCGGAAUUGUUUUACUCGUAGCUUAGUUCCGAGGGAGCCAUCAACAAAAGACCGCAUUACCGGUGUCCACGACCGGACUACGGGGUUGGUCAUGGGACUUAAUCAACGGGCGUUGUUGGGUACCAAGAACUUGAUGGUUCUACAACGUUCUCUACCGGUUCCUUGGCUAGUGUACCCGACACGGCCUCGGCCGGUUGAGUCUCGGUUGGGUAAUAGUUUAUUUGUUUUCUGUUGCGUCCCAAGGUUGCGGGGGGGGGGCUCAACAUGUUCAUUUCUUGGGUGUGAAACUGUAACCAGGAGAUAAUGUUGAUGUCAUUAAAUUGCUGGGCAACGUUGAAUAUUUCAAUCAUAUAUAAGCCAAGACAUGACUGAUGUGAGACAUAUGAAAUGUUGGGGAUAGAGUCGCAUGGUGAGCGAGUCGGGUAUCAAUAGACAAAGAAUGAAAAAGAAAACAAUCAAGCAAUAGUGGCGUC
Molecule: messenger RNA, 824 nt
Organism: Aspergillus brunneoviolaceus CBS 621.78
Lineage: Eukaryota; Fungi; Ascomycota; Eurotiomycetes; Eurotiales; Aspergillaceae
Exons: 1
Coding region: 197-655 (152 amino acids)
Source: RefSeq, a predicted model, not a curated record